Molecule: messenger RNA, 987 nt
Organism: Hippopotamus amphibius kiboko
Lineage: Eukaryota; Metazoa; Chordata; Mammalia; Artiodactyla; Hippopotamidae
Product: olfactory receptor 7A17-like
Exons: 1
Coding region: 31-987 (318 amino acids)
Biological process (GO): G protein-coupled receptor signaling pathway
Cellular component (GO): membrane
Molecular function (GO): olfactory receptor activity; G protein-coupled receptor activity
Source: RefSeq, a predicted model, not a curated record
UCCUUCUUUCUUGUAAGUCACCUCAACUGCAUGGAACCAGGUAAUGAUACACGGAUUUCAGAGUUUCUUCUUCUGGGAUUGUCAAAUGAACCAGAAUUGCAGCCCCUCAUGUUUGGAAUUUUCCUCUCCAUGUACCUGAUCACUGUAUUCGGGAACCUGCUCAUCAUUCUGGCCAUCAGCUCAGGCUCCCACCUCCACAUCCCCAUGUACUUCUUCCUCUCCAACCUGUCCUUUGUAGACAUCUGUUUUACAUCCACCACCAUCCCAAAGAUGCUGUCGAAUAUUCAGACCCAGAGCAAAGUCAUAACCUAUGAAGGCUGCAUCACACAAAUUUAUUUUUUCAUACUGUCUGCAGUGUUGGACAUCUUCCUCUUGACAGUGAUGGCCUAUGACCGGUUCGUGGCCAUCUGUCACCCCCUGCAAUAUACAGUCAUUAUGAAUCCUCGGCUCUGUGGACUGCUGGUUCUGGUAUCCUGGAUUGUGUGUAUCCUGAAUUCCUUGUUACAAAGCUUAACGGUGUUACACCUUUCCUUUUGCACAGAUGUGGAAAUCCCCCACUUUUUUUGUGACCUCAGUCAGAUGAUCCAACUUGCCUGUUCUGACAACUUUGUUAAUAACACGGUGAUGUAUUUUGCAGCUGUUCUGCUGGGUGGUGGUCCUUUGGCGGGGAUCCUUUACUCUUACUCUAAAAUAGUUUCCUGCAUAUGUAGAAUCUCAACAGCUCAAGGGAGGUAUAAAGCAUUUUCUACCUGUGCAUCUCACCUCUCCAUUGUGUCCUUAUUUUUUUGUACCAGCCUAGGAGUGUACUUCAGCUCUGCUGCUACCCACAGCUCACAUUCAAGUGCAACAGCAUCAGCAAUGUACACUGUGGUCACCCCCAUGCUGAACCCCUUCAUCUAUAGUCUGAGAAAUAAAGACAUAAAGAGGGCUCUGAAAAAACUAUUUGGGUUGGCAGGUCUAAAAAGACAAACUGCUCUGGGUCUAUAG